Maudiozyma barnettii is the source of this 1074-nucleotide messenger RNA. It is a transcript of the gene SIW14, whose product is annotated as putative tyrosine protein phosphatase SIW14. The transcript has a single exon. Bases 1 to 1074 code for a protein of 357 amino acids. Lineage: Eukaryota; Fungi; Ascomycota; Saccharomycetes; Saccharomycetales; Saccharomycetaceae. Gene Ontology annotation, cellular component: cytoplasm. Gene Ontology annotation, biological process: protein dephosphorylation. The record is from RefSeq and is a predicted model, not a curated record. Gene Ontology annotation, molecular function: inositol diphosphate tetrakisphosphate diphosphatase activity; phosphatase activity.
AUGCAAACACAUAACAACCCAGAAUUGAUACCGUCAGAAUUGAUUGGACAAAGUGAAAGGACCCCUGCAACUAAUAGUAUUCACAAUUUGGAUAAUGACACUCGACAGAGUAGUAAUGCAAACAACAAUAAUAAUAAUGGAAGUAGAAUAGAUGAGAUCAUAAGGCGAGAAAGUGAUAUAAUACAAUUGAUUCGACAAGGUGACGAUUUAUUGACGCUCACUGAAGGAGAAGGUGGUGAUGGUGCUGAUACAGAUGUGGAUGCAAAAUACUUAUCACAUAUAAGUCCUAUUGGUUCACCGGUACACCGAGAACGAGUCGGUGAUAUGGAUUUAUUAAGGGAUAAAUUUGAUGACGUUAUAAAACUAUUCCAUAAUGAGGAAGCUUCUAAAAAUGAAAAUAACGAUAAUACUACUACUACUAAUAAUAAUAAUGGGAGAGGAGAUGGAAACACUACAAUGAAGGACGAUGACGAAGAUAUUGAUGAUAAAUUUAUAUUAGAGGACCAUCAAGGGAAAAGUAAGGAAUUUUAUGAAGAGAAUGAUAGUAAAAAUGGAACUGCAGGCGUUAAAGAGAUGAUCCCACCAGAGAAUUUUAGUCAUGUUGUAGGGGAAAUAUAUAGAAGUAGUUUCCCAAGAGUGGAAAAUUUUGAUUUCCUAUUGAAAAGAUUGAAAUUAAAAUCUAUAUUGGUAUUAAUUCCAGAAGAAUACCCGACUGAAAAUUUGGAGUUUAUGAAUCAAUCUGGAAUUAAGUUGUUCCAAGUGGGUAUGAGUGGUAAUAAAGAACCGUUUGUCAAUAUACCGUCUAAUUUAUUAACUAAUGCGUUAGAGAUUGUAUUAAACCCCGAGAAUCAACCCAUUUUAAUACAUUGUAAUAGAGGGAAACAUCGGACUGGAUGUCUAAUUGGGUGUAUUAGAAAAUUACAAAAUUGGUCCUUAACUAUGAUAUUUGAUGAAUAUCGUCGUUUUGCAUUUCCAAAGGCUCGUGCAUUGGAUCAACAGUUUAUAGAAAUGUAUGAUGAUCGUGUGAUUACAAAGGUUGCCAGACAAAACAAAUGGUUACCAUUACAAUGGUAA